AUGUGCGAAAAUGGCUGUUGUUUCAGUUGGCAACAAACGGCCGCCAUCUCGAUUACGGAGCGCGUCUGCUCGGCGGUCUCUGUCGCCGCUUCGUGCAUCAUUAUUCUAACGUUCCUUGGGUCCAGAAACUUCCGGAGGCCGAUUAAUCGUCUCGUGUUUUAUGCGACUUUCGGGAAUUUUAUGACCAAUAUUGGCACUUUGAUUUCUGAAUCGGGUGUUGGUCAUGGUGCGAAUAGUGCGCUGUGUCAGUUCCAGGCUUUUAUAAUUCAAUGGUUCAUGCCCGCUGAUUCGUUAUGGGCUUUUGUUAUGGCUUGCAAUGUAUAUUUAGCCAUGUUCCAUCGUUAUAGAACCGACAAUUUGCGGCCGCUAGAGUGGAAGUACUUUCUCUUCUGUUACGGCCUGCCCUUUGUCCCCGCUCUUGUGCUUUUGUUUAUCGGGACCAAGUCCCAUGGCAGAGUAUACGGUCCCGCAGUCCAAUGGUGCUGGAUAUCGUUGGAGUGGGACUAUCUGCAAAUAGCUCUGUUCUACGGACCAGUAUGGCUUAUUAUCGGUUUGACUUUCUGUAUAUAUGCUCGCGUGGGCAUUUACAUUUUCAGGCAACACAAGCGGCUCCACAAAUACAUCGACACGGACACGACGCUUGGCAGCGAAAUGCCAGUCUUCUUGGAAGCGGAAACGAACGUCUCAUAUGGAGGACAUCCAUCAGUCCAACACCAGGAUCUAAACAGUGAUCAUACUCAUCCUUCUCUCGAGCACCCAACCAGGACUGGUGAUCCACAAGGCCUGGUGCUUUUCUUUUUAGCACUUCUCAUUACCUGGGUACCCUCAUCAGCCAACAGAGUCUACGCAUUAUCCAUGUCGAACCAGUAUCUCUUCGGUCUAACAUAUGCCUCCAGCUUUGUCUUACCGCUCCAGGGAUUCUGGAACACUGUCAUCUACAUCACUGUCUCCUGGCGAGUGUUUAAACUAGUCCCGUCUCAACUAUCGCGGCUGGAGACUCGUUCCCUUCCUACGCUUCUUGCUGGCAAGUGGCGGAGGAGGGUUUGGAAUACGACAUUUAUAAACAAUGUAAAGGAGAAACUAGGCUAUACAUGA
Messenger RNA from Aspergillus chevalieri, 1095 nucleotides. RefSeq lists its product as uncharacterized. Gene Ontology annotation, biological process: adenylate cyclase-activating G protein-coupled receptor signaling pathway; cell surface receptor signaling pathway. Lineage: Eukaryota; Fungi; Ascomycota; Eurotiomycetes; Eurotiales; Aspergillaceae. The record is from RefSeq and is a predicted model, not a curated record. The coding region runs from base 1 to 1095 and encodes 364 amino acids. Gene Ontology annotation, cellular component: plasma membrane. Gene Ontology annotation, molecular function: G protein-coupled receptor activity. The transcript is spliced from 5 exons.